AUGGAAAAAUUCACGGAUUGGAGAGAUAAGGGAACAGGUAUAGCACCUUUUUUCCCUCCUCCAACGAGUUCUAAAGAAGGAAAAGUGCUCAAUUCUGUGGUAUAUGGAUUUUUUUUUAUGAUCAAGAUAAUACUUUUGUUGCCAUUCAUAAUUGUGAAUCAAUUGACGGGAUCAAAGAUGGCCUUAACUACUAUUUUAAAGAGACUAUUUGGAUGGAGUAUGGAUGUCAAUGUUAUUGGGGUUAAAAGAAAAGCUGUAACUAAAAAGGAGCACUACCCCACAGCUGGGAAUUUAUAUCUGGUCAAUUAUCAAAGUGCAUUAGACGCAAUCACGUUGAAUCUACUUUCUCAAGGAAAUCCCAUCUUUUUGGUUCCAGAUAAUGUCCACAUCUACAAACUAUCCUUAUGGAACUUUAUUCGCUAUACUUUGGAUGAUGGUUCGUUGAAUAUCUCAAAAUAUGGGGAAAUAGUGGCAAAUAUAAACGAGCUAAAGAAAUCCGUAAAUUUCUUGUUCAUUGAAGGAACAUGUUCAAAUGGCAAGAGUACUCUACCUUUCAAUUUGAAUUCGCAAACAUUACUGGAAUUUUUAGAACCAGAUAAUAACGGCACUGUGAAACCUCAGAUUUCCCUACAAACAAUCACUUUAAAAGUGAACGGUCCCUUGGCCACUCCAUUACCUGUUUCCAAGGGUACCUAUUUAAUGAGAAUGUUAACACAUCACGUUCGCUACAAAUGUAAGAUAAAUGAACCACAACCUUUAACGAAGACGUUAGAUGAAUUAAGGAUUGCCUUGAAUGAUGGUGACAAAUUCAAAUUAGUUUCUAAAACAUUAGGAAUUGACUCCAAGAGAAAAUUCAUUUCUGAAUACUCCAAAACUAGAAGAUAA
Molecule: messenger RNA, 885 nt
Organism: Naumovozyma castellii
Lineage: Eukaryota; Fungi; Ascomycota; Saccharomycetes; Saccharomycetales; Saccharomycetaceae
Gene: LOA1
Product: lysophosphatidic acid acyltransferase LOA1
Exons: 1
Coding region: 1-885 (294 amino acids)
Source: RefSeq, a predicted model, not a curated record